Anoplopoma fimbria (sablefish) is the source of this 2621-nucleotide messenger RNA. RefSeq names its product PHD finger protein 10 (gene phf10). The record is from RefSeq and is a predicted model, not a curated record. NCBI's taxonomy places the organism in Eukaryota, Metazoa, Chordata, Actinopteri, Perciformes, Anoplopomatidae. The coding region runs from base 176 to 1654 and encodes 492 amino acids. The transcript has 12 exons. Gene Ontology annotation, cellular component: npBAF complex.
AAAAUAAAUCCAGAUUAAAAUGUGGAGAUAAAGUAGUCCCGGCCCAACCUUCCCUCCAGCCAGCAGGGGGCGGAUGUGCCUAACCAACGACCAACACAACCCCUAAAGAAGAAGACGAAGAAGAAGCAGAAGAGGCUAGUGGGCUAGCCUAGCUGCGGGCUUUAUUUAGGUGAAUAUGGCUGCUGUGCUUCCCGUCAGACCGCCCUGUGACAGCAACCCCACUACUCCUGGAGCCCAGUCCGUGAAGGAGGAUGUAAUAGAAGAGGAGUCCAACGAUGGCAGCCAGCCACCCAAAAGAAGGAGAAUGGGUUCAGGAGACAGCUCUCGGAGCUGUGACACCUCCAGUCAAGACCUUGGUCCGACAUAUUUCCCAGCAGAGAACCUGACAGAGUACAAGUGGCCUUCAGAUGACACGGGAGAGUAUUACAUGCUGCAGGAGCAGGUCAGCGAGUAUCUGGGCGUCACGUCCUUCAAGAGGAAGUACCCUGAUAUGGAGAGAAGAGACUUGUCUCACAAAGAGAAGCUUUACCUGCGUGAACAGAACGUCAUUACUGAAACACAGUGUACUCUGGGUCUGACAGCUCUGCGGAGUGACGAGGUGAUAGAUCUGAUGAUAAAGGAGUAUCCCAUCAAACACUCUGAGUAUUCUGUCAUACUGCAGGAGAGAGAGCGACAGAGAAUAGCUAAAGAAUACUCUCAAAUGCAGCAGCAGAACCCUCAGAAGGUGGAGGCCAGCAAGGUUCCUGAGUACAUUAAGAAGGCGGCUAAAAAAGCUGCAGAGUUCAAUAGUAACUUCAACAGGGAGCGUAUGGAGGAGAGGAGAGCUUACUUUGACCUACAGACACAUAUUAUCCAGGUGCCCCAGGGCAGGUUCAAGGUGCUGGCUCCAGAUCUGACAAAGACGGGGCCUUACCCUGUAGCUCUCAUACCAGGACAGUUCCAAGACUACUACAAAAGGUACUCUCCCAACGAGCUGCGAUACCUGCCAUUAAACACAGCUCUGUUUGAGCCUCCACUGGAUCCAGAGCUCCCAGCGCUGGACUCCGAACCAGACUCUGAUGACGCAGAGGAUGGCAAGGGUGACAAAAAGAACAAGAACUCAUCUGACAGUUCUUCAGGCAACGCGUCAGAUGUGGAGAGCCAAGAGGGAGGAGGGAAAGUGGGCCAAAAGUCCAAGGCCAAAGACAGGACGUCCACGCCGGGAAAAGACGGCAGCCAGCGCCAUUCUGCCUCCCACAAAGCCACCCCAGGGUACAAGCCUAAGGUCAUUCCCAAUGCUAUAUGUGGCAUUUGCCAGAAGGGUAAAGAGGCCAACAAGAGGGGCAGGCCAGAGGCGCUCAUUCACUGCUCCCAAUGUGAUAACAGCGGCCACCCGUCCUGCUUGGACAUGAGCAAGGAGCUGGUGGGAGUGAUCCAGACGUACCGCUGGCAGUGUAUGGAGUGUAAGACGUGCACCGUGUGUCAGCAGCCGCACCACGAGGACGAGAUGAUGUUCUGUGACAAAUGUGACCGAGGGUAUCACACGUUCUGCGUGGGCAUGGACUCUAUUCCUACCGGCCUUUGGGUAUGUGAGGUUUGCGACAAAGACUUCACCACACCCAAGAAGAAGGGAGGAGCGAAAACGCCCAAGAAGUCCAAGUCGGCUCAAAAAUGAUCAGCAGCAUCAUUAACCACAAUACCUUCACCAAAUUCUACAAAAAUGCACAUUGUGGUAUUUGUCAAUCAUUUGCAGAUGCUAUACAUUAAAAAUAAAAACAUCAGAUCACCGUCAUUAGGUAGUCCUAUAAUUUGAAUCACAAUCAGUUAGGAAACACAGAAUUUACUUGCCAUCUCCAAAUCAAACUUUGAAUAAUGUUUGCGAUACCUCAAAUGUUCAUGGUCAACAUAAUCCAGAUUAAGCAUUAAUUGUGGCAUAGCAACUCUUGUUUUGUGAUGGUAGUCAUUGACAUCAGACAUAAAUAAUGUAAACAGACAAGCUGUAAAUCAAAUCCAUCCGAAUGUGCUGCACCAAAUCAUGUGAUCUGCUAACUACUAACAGCAUCAGUGCAUUCCUACUUUAUUAAACUGAUUAAUCUUGUAGUUUCCGUUUUACAACAUUUCUGCAGUGGGGAAUUUGUUUCAGUUAAAGAAAUGGUGCUUUUGAUCCGGUACUACUGAAACAAUCAAUAGCUCACUGAUGUAAGUCAGUUACUUUCAAAACAACAUAUGUGUAUGGCUUUGUAUUUCUGGUACUUCAUAUGAACAUUUAUUUCAUGAGGCAGGCCAGUAAAGAGCAACCUUAUUUAAACUAAGUCUUAAAUGAUGACGUGGUGCUUGUGGUUCUACAUAAUGACAUGUAAUAGACACUGGCUGUGGUAGACCUCAUGGCUGCAGCAGGUAUUUAUUUGUCAGUCUUGAUUACUGAAAGAUAGUGUCUCACACACACAGACGUAACCACUCACUGCAAAUACAUUGGAAUUCAAUAUCCAUCAGCUAUGAUUAGAUAACUGAUAUUUUGCAGUAAACUUGAAAUAUUUGUUUUCUGUUCUUUUUUAAUAUUUUGUAUUAACCCUCAGUUAGUGGUUUGUUUUAAGACAUAUUUUUUGGUAAUAAUGUCAUAGUCACUGAAUUAUGUUUUUUGU